AUGAUGCCGAAUUUCUCUGCGGAUGUUGCGGCCGGAGCCCACACACUCGAGUCGGACAAACCUUACACCCCGCCGCCCGAAGCUGCUUCCAGCGCGCAACCCGAACCUUCCUUGGUGCCAGAACCUGUGGUUGAUAUACCUCGGACCCGUGAGAGCUCAGUGGCAGAUGAAUGGUUCCCAAAUUACGAGGCUGGCAGCCCGCGGAAGCAAACAGCGGAGCCACAGGCCGAUAUGCCAGUGCGACUUGGAGAGCCAGAGCUUGAGAAUGGUCUCGAAUCUGAAGACGCGCUGUCCCGAGAACCGGAGCCUGUUGCGCAUCACGACCAAGAGACGCCAGCCGAUGUGGUUGAGACAACAGAAACCGACGAGGUCGCCCAAGCUCAGGCCGAAACGGUUCAAGAGCCGCAAAACCUGCCUUCGUCGGCACCCAAGCAUGUGAGCAACGAUUCGUUCGCGCGCACCGUCUCGCAAGAACCGACUUGGAUCGACGACGAUGAACCCGAGUGGAGUUUGCCCAGAGCAGAGACCGAUCUUUUCAACAGGUACAUGCCGCCGAACGAGAGGACCAACUCGUUUCCCGUGGUACCACAGACUGAACACCACGUGGACGAAGUAGUCGAACCGCUUCCUGCAAACCAAGCCGAAGAUGUACUUCAUGAAAUAGAGCAGGAGUCCGAGUCCCACGAACACGAGGAAAGCUCAAUGUCACAUGCAGACAAUGCGCUGCAACAGGAUAACUUCUGGGGAGACGACGAUGGGGAAGCAGGUUUCAUCACCCAAGGGGGCGAUUUGCAAGCGCCGGAGGACGAGGCUUCAGACGCUAGAUAUGCCGAGGGCCUGCCUCUCAUCAAUCACCAAGAAGCCGGAGAUACGGAACAGCCAGAAUCCAGUAACGCGCAAGACCCAUUUUCUCAGGAUGGGGAGGGAGAUGACUUUUUCGAUCAGGUUGCAGCGGGCGAAGUCAAGCCAGAGACUGUUGAGUUCUCACCCCGUCAGCUAGAAAGGAAGUCGACGAUGCAGGUGCUCGACGGCCUCGACACGACCGGCUCUAGAGGUGUCGGUGGUCUUGUCGAGGAUACACUGGAAGAGGAAGACGAAGAGCGGCUCGAACCUAUUUCUCAAGAAUCUACGAAUCCGACAGAGGAAGCGGUCCUAGUAGGAGCCCCCGAUUCUGGGGACCGAGAAAUCCAGGAACCCCGCGGCGAAGAUAUCGCUGCAAAGUGGUCCGAGGCCUUUGCAAGUGAUGACGACGACGGCUUCCUACUCGAGGACGAGCCUGUCACGGGCACUUCAGAGCAGAAAACAUUGGAUCCAUCCGCGUUCUUUCUCGAUGACGAUGAAGGGUUCCUCGAGGAUGAAGACACGCCAAUUCCGCAGCCUUCUCAGCCAUCUUCGAGCAUCAAUCAACCGGCCGCCACAGCAGCCUCAAAUGCUGGCAAUAGGUACCUGCCUACGAACACAACACAACCCAGCGCAGCUCAACCACCCAAUCCGUAUAUCCCGGGCGCUUCACCUGCACUGCCACAACCGCAGAUUCUUAACCCGGUCUCCCUGGCCCCUCCUGCUGCCGCAAAUCCUUAUGCUGUCCAGCCUCCACCCCUGCAACACUCAGCAACGGCGCCGUUUGGCGUACAAACUGUCAGGCCACCUGCGGUCAACAAGGCACAGAGCUUCGUCGAUAAAGCCAAGGGCGGUUAUCAUUCCCCUUACGACCUUCCGAUGGAAGUCGUCAAACCCAAGAAACGAGCCAGUCUACAACAGAUGCAUCGUGCGUCACCAGCGCCAGUAUCCAGACCCUCAGCCCCUCCAAGAAGCUCAAGCAUGUAUAGCCAGGGACCUCCUGCGCCAGAGAUUCUGCCGGUGCCUGCUCAGAGCUCCGUGCCCCCAGCUGCUGAUCAGGUGCAGAGUUACACGCCGAAUAUAUCACCGGAGUCAUCAGUUCAUCCAGGCCAGGCGCCAUUAGACACCAAACGUCCACAACAACUCAAACCCAAAGCCAGUUUCUUCGAAGACCUGCCUUCGUCUCAUAAACUUCAGUGGGCCUCCCCAAGCCUCGCAUCCCCCACCGUCGUCUACACUUGCAGUUCCUCAAGGAUUAUCGAUGCCUACCCAUCCAACCGCCCCAGAUAUCCCGAAAUUAUUACCACCCGCGCCAACAAAUCCGGCUCCGUGCCAAGCGGCCCAGCACCUCCUCCGAUGAAUCGGUACUCCCCUGCGCCCCCUGCCCAACGUCCUGCAGCAACACCACCUACCGUAUUGCCUCAUCUGCCCAGGACGUCCAGUCCAUUGGCAAACUUCGAAGUCAGCCAUGAUCGUCAGAGACCCGGGCCUGGCGAAGGUGGGCUUCAUUCAAGCCGCAAUAAUUCGGCCUCGCACGAACCCAGGCUAAAUAGGAUGUCAUCUUUACCUCCUACGCGCGAAGUCGAGGAAGAAGAUCCAUCUGCGCAACUAGCAGUUGGCGGGCCUCCCCGCAUGGUUGCUGCUCAGAGCGCCCCGACCCGUGAGCUUCAGCAGAGCCAAUUUGCACCAGACAGCCUGCAGAGAUCCCCAGCAAUGACUUCGACCUAUAACCCAGAUAUAAUGUCUGCGCCGAAGCGGAAGAUAUCGUACGGCCCGGCUCCUGUCACUGGAAUCGUACCUCCCCCAAGGUCCAACACCGGAUCACCUGGAGCCAUGUCUGGUUUGAGGUCUCCCAUUAAGGCUUCAGAAAUGGUCCCGCGGCCUUCCUCGGCAUAUGGUCCAUCUCCGCCGUCGAUAGCUAAUGUGAUGUCGCCCAACGGCGUGGCAGCAGGUCCCACGCCAGCCGUGUCCACACGACCUAGAGGCAUGUCGCAGAAAUUAAAUCUCAUCCCGCCUACAGACGGUCGUGAACAUGAUCCUCUACAGAGAUGGAGAGGCUGUCCCUUGAUAAGCUGGGGUAGCGGUGGAAUGGUUGUGACCUCUUUCCCAGUUGAUGUUCCGAGGUAUGGCGUCAAUCAACCUGCUCCAAUGAUCGUUCGCAGCCCUGGGGAGGUCACGAUCAAGACUAUCAAGGACAUCCAACCAUUGGAGGAACGUCUUGCCAAGUUUCCUGGGCCACUCAAGGGCAAGUCAAAGAAGAAAGAGAUUGUUGCUUGGCUCACGGCCGGUGUUCAAGAGCUCGAGCAGGGUCUGCCAACUUCAACGCUCCAACCUCAUUUAUCACACGAGGACAAGCGUGCUACUGAGCGUGUGCUGUUGUGGAAAAUAUUGAGAGCAUUCGUCGAAAAUGACGGCGUGCUCGAGGGUAAUCCAGUGGUGGAAAAGGCCGUUCGUGACAUCCUCUCCGACACGACAAUUGGACAAGACAAGCUCUCAUCUCCUAUCUACGCUACUGGUGCCAACUUCGGCAGCUUUUCCGGCGAAGCGUCUGCAACGCAAAUUCAGUCUGAUUCCGUGGACCCGGUUACCGUACAGGAGCUCAAAAAGUCUCUCAUGGCUGGUGAAAGGGAAAAGGCAGUCUGGGACGCUGCAGACAAACGCCUAUGGGGCCACGCUCUACUGAUUGCCAAUACCGUCUCUCCAGAGCUUUACCACAAAGUCUCACAGGAGUUCAUCAAGAAAGAGGUGAACUUUCCUGGGCGAAAUAACGAAUCACUCGCUGCACUCUAUGCCGUUUUGUCUGGCAAUCACGCGGAAUGUGUUGACGAGCUCGUGCCUACACACGCCCGGGCAGGGGUACAGUUGAUUGCAUCAACGUCACAUUCAACAAGUGCUGGCGUAGAAGGUCUUGAGAAGUGGCGCGAGACUUUGACCCUCAUUUUGAGCAACAGGAGUGUCGGCGAUGUCCAGGCUCUUAGCUCGCUUGGGAAUCUGCUUUCGGAGUAUGGUAGAGCAGAGGCGGCCCACAUAUGCUUCCUGUUCUCUAGGGCUGCGACCGUGUUCGGUGGGCUUGACGACCCUCAGGCCCAAUUUGUGCUCGUUGGUGCGGAUCACCGGAAACAGGCCCAACAAUUUUUCAAAGAGACCGAGGCACUUCUACUCAGUGAGGUGUAUGAAUAUGGGCUCAGCCUUUCUGGAGCACCGCAAUAUGCGGUUGGAGUUCCUCAUCUUGCGGUCUACAAACUACAGCACGCCAUGACUCUGGCUGAGUAUGGCUUCAGAGACAAGGCAAUGCAAUACUGCGACAUUAUCUCGAAGGAUAUGAGCGCUCAGACCAGAAGGUCCCCAUAUCACCAUGUCUUAUUGGAGGCGUCAGUUGAGGAUCUGCGACAGAGAAUUGUUCAAAGCCCUCACAAAGAGGUUUCGGGCUCUUGGAUCUCUAAGCCGAGCAUGAACAAAGUGUCUGACUCCAUGUGGAGCCGCUUCAACAAGUUCGUAGCCGGUGACGAGAAUGAGGCUCCUGGACAAGGCUCUCCCAAGCUUGGUGAGGAGUCUGGUCCUUUUGGCCGCAUCGCCGGUGGGACGCCGACCAUUAGUAGGCCGGCGUCUGCGUCCAAUGCUACGGGCAUGGAGAUGUUUGGAUCACCUAAUGGGUUUGCAGCUGGAGUUGCUCCGCUUGCGCCAUCGAUGUCUCCUCAAUUAACCAGGGCAUCGUCACGAUAUGCGCCUAGUUCAGGUCAGCCUGCUGCUGCCCCAUCUCCCUACGAACCCAGCUCGUCGUAUACACCAAUGGGACGCUCAUCUAUGGAGCGGACGUCUGGGGAGUAUAAUCGAGGUUCUUACGAGCCUCGACGACCGUCGUCUGAUGUUCAAGCAGGCCACGCAAACGCAUACACCCCUAACCACGCAUCCACACCAGCACAGCAUCUUCCUGAUCCGGGCCUCGGGAUUUCCAGCCAGUCUCCUUACCAGCCAGCUCGACCGGGUAUCAGCACGGCGUCUUCAGCCCCUUCGCUGUCACGCAAUUCCGUCCCAACGACUCCGGGCUUCUCACCUUAUCCAUCCUUUUCCCAAGAAUCGUCACCAUACGCGCCUUCAGCACCAGCAGUAAACAAUUUGUCACAGUACACCCCUGCUGCUCCUGCCGCUGAGCACACCGCGACUAGCAAUGAUGGCAUGCACGAGCCUUCAAUGGGAUAUCAGCCCCCAUCCUACGGUUACGAACCACCAUCCAUGAACUCAGUGGGACAAGAGCCAGCUGAGACUGAGCAUCAAGGAUCGAGUGGCGGCUAUGAACCUCCUUCAUACCAACCGCAGGGCUUCGAGCCUCCAUCGUAUCUACCACACCCAGAUACAGAUAAUGACAACAGGGAAGACGCAGAUGAGCCCAAGCCAAAGAAAAAGAGUUUCAUGGACGACGAUGAUGACGGCUUCCCCUCUAUGGCCUCGAUGACACCAGCUGAGAAGUCCAAGUCGGAGAAGGACAAGGAGAACGAGGAGAUGUUCCGCAAGGUCGCGGAAGAGGAAGCCAAACGAGCCGAAGCUGAGAAAGCGGCCAAGUCCAAGAAGGGAUGGGGUUUGACCUCAUGGUUUGGCGGCGGCGGCGCGAAGAAGGAAUCGCUGGAGAAUUCACCCAACAAACCGAUUCGUGCCAAGCUUGGAGAGAAGUCCAGCUUUGUUUAUGAUCCUGACCAGAAGCGCUGGGUUAACAAGGCCGCCGGCGCGGAAGAGAGCGCCCCGAAGUCUGCUACACCCCCGCCUCCCCGGGGGACUCCUCGACCGGCCGGUGCUGGAACACCCCCACCACCAGGCACCUCGAACUCUGCGCCGCCACUGAGACCCACGCCGCCAGUGAGCGCUGCUUCAUCACCGAACCUGUCUGGCCCAGCAUCGGCUUUGCCACCGUCUAUGGUGCGCACGGUCUCGAACGCGAGCAGUGUGGCUGGUGGACCGCCAUCUGCACCGCCCAGUAGGCCCGCCACAAGUAUGAGCAACGCCAGCAGUAUUGAUGAUCUCCUCGGGGCAGCAGUACCACGCAAGGGCGCUGGCGCCAAAGGCAAGAAGAAAGGUGGGCGUUACGUCGAUGUCAUGGCCAAGUAG
Diaporthe amygdali is the source of this 5940-nucleotide messenger RNA. RefSeq names its product COPII coat assembly protein SEC16. Gene Ontology annotation, biological process: Golgi organization; COPII vesicle coat assembly; autophagy. The coding region runs from base 1 to 5940 and encodes 1979 amino acids. Gene Ontology annotation, cellular component: ER to Golgi transport vesicle membrane; endoplasmic reticulum exit site. The transcript has 4 exons. NCBI's taxonomy places the organism in Eukaryota, Fungi, Ascomycota, Sordariomycetes, Diaporthales, Diaporthaceae. The record is from RefSeq and is a predicted model, not a curated record.